GCCAAGAGGGGGUGUCAUCUUAUCUCCUGAGCACCUCAGGUGUUAGGGCAGGGGCGUGGCGAUGGGUGGGGAGGCUGCAAGCCUAAGGAAGUCUGUGUAACAACAGUAGAAGCCGGUUGCAACGAUUAUCAGGGGAGGCUUGAUACCCCCUCUCCCCCCCAGGUAUUUGGGGCUAGGUGAGCCGCCCUAGAAGGGCCCUUCCAACUUGGCCUUUGAAAUGCAAGAACCCGGGGAGCUGGGGAUAAAAGGCUCCUGCCCCGUUGCGCCUUUGUCUGGGGACAAAGAAGAUUGGGGAGGGGGGUGUCAACUGGGGCAGGGUGCACGGGUUAAUCCAUAUGAUAAGGAGUGAACUGGACGGGCAGUAUUCUCUAUUACACUCCUAUCCGUGGAACGUUUUGGUCUUCGGAGCCCUAGGCUUGUCUAGCUUUGGGAUUCGAAAGAUCCACAAAUCCCCUAACUCCGGUGCAUGGAGAGGCACUUGAUAUCUGAAAAUAUAUCUUCCCACCUGAAAUCUGUCUUGCAGUGGGAUAACCCUGUCUAGCAGGCGUCCAACCCUGAUCAGACUUCUGCCCCCAUGUAGCUUCCCCGCCACCCGGUCUGUGCUAUGACUUGGCCGGAGGUGGCGCUCUGCGUUCCCUUGGAUCCCAAGGCAGAACCCAGGAGUUCCUCACCCGUGGCUUCUUUUCUGUCUUUCCUUCUACCCCCUCAGCUCCCCGGGUUCAGGGUGCGGCUGGGCCUUCGGCCAGGGGCUAGGGAUCUGGAGGGUGCAGGGUGUCAAGGUGGCGAUGAGGCAGGCGGCAGCCUCCUCCCCGACCCGGGCUUCGUUUCCACCUCGACACAAGAGUGCAAGUUCCUCAAUCAGGUGUCCCAAGCUUUGGCUCUGGGGCGCGGGCGCGUGGCAGCCGUCAGGAGCCCGGCUGGAGAGCCCGCCCCGCGGCCUCGCCUCCCUGCCGAGCUUCCAGCGCCUCGGGACGCGAUGAGGACCUGGGCUUGCCUGCUGCUCCUCGGCUGCGGAUACCUCGCCCAUGCCCUGGCCGAGGAAGCCGAGAUACCCCGAGAGCUGAUCGAGCGGCUGGCUCGAAGUCAGAUCCACAGCAUCCGGGACCUCCAGCGACUCUUGGAGAUAGACUCCGUAGCUGUAGGGGCUGAGGAUGCCUUGGAGACGAGCCUGAGAGCCCAUGGGUCCCACACCAUUAAGCAUGUGCCCGAGAAGCGGCCUGUGCCUAUUCGCAGGAAGAGAAGUAUUGAGGAAGCCAUUCCUGCAGUUUGCAAGACCAGGACGGUCAUUUACGAGAUACCUCGGAGCCAGGUGGACCCCACAUCGGCCAACUUCCUGAUCUGGCCCCCGUGUGUGGAGGUGAAGCGCUGCACCGGCUGCUGCAAUACCAGCAGCGUCAAGUGCCAGCCCUCAAGGGUCCACCACCGCAGUGUCAAGGUGGCCAAAGUGGAGUAUGUCAGGAAGAAGCCAAAAUUGAAAGAGGUCCAGGUGAGGUUAGAGGAACACCUGGAGUGUGCGUGCGCGACCUCCAACCUGAACCCAGACCAUCGGGAGGAGGAGACAGAUGUGAGGUGAGAUGAGCCGGCCGCCCUCUCCCGGGACACGGAUGUACGUGGCGUGUGACAUUCCUGAACAUACUAUGUAUGGUGCUUCAUUGCCAAUGUGCGUGCGGUCUUUGUUCUCCUCCGUGAAAAACUGUGUCUGAGGACAAAGAGACAGUGUCCGUUUGUUCAGUGUGACAUCAAAGCAAGUACUGUAGCACUCGGAGAGGCAGCGAGAAAGCUUCCUUGUCACAGAGAGCGAAAACAAAACCA
Microtus ochrogaster (prairie vole) is the source of this 1812-nucleotide messenger RNA. It is a transcript of the gene Pdgfa, whose product is annotated as platelet derived growth factor subunit A. Lineage: Eukaryota; Metazoa; Chordata; Mammalia; Rodentia; Cricetidae. Gene Ontology annotation, cellular component: membrane. Gene Ontology annotation, biological process: positive regulation of ERK1 and ERK2 cascade; positive regulation of cell population proliferation; positive regulation of cell migration. The record is from RefSeq and is a predicted model, not a curated record. Gene Ontology annotation, molecular function: platelet-derived growth factor receptor binding; growth factor activity.